AUGGAUGAAGUGGAAUUGAAAAGGAAAAAGAAGGUGAGGUUUCCAAAGGGAAAGAAGGUGAAACCUAGAGAAAAAGUGGUGAUACCUGUAAAUGUUCCCCAAGUUGCUGAAGAUGAACCUACUGAGCUGAAAGAUACCCAUCUAGUUGUCAAAGCUCGGUCAAAAAGACAGAAUCAAGAUAAAAUUGGACUCAUUAAUGAAGAAAAUGGAUAUCUUCUGGAUUUUGUAGCUGUUGCUGAAAUGCAUUGUAGGGAGAAUAAGACACUAGAAGAUGAUAAAACAAGAAACUAUAAUGGAAUUCAGCUUGAAGGGAGCUUUAAUAGAAAGGAAAAGAUGUAUAUCAUGAAAAGCAGGAGGUCUUUCAGAGGGAAGCACAGUCUUGAUGUUUGUGGUUUGCCAUUUCUACAAGUGUCUGUAAAACAGAGGGGAACUAAAAAGGAUAAAGAGGUUAAGUAUUUGAGUGUGUUGAGAGCAUCAUUGGUGUCAAGGAAGGAAAAUGUUUCCACUAAUCUCAGUUAUUGGAAAGUUUCUGCUUUCUCAGAAGUUGAGAAACUAGGGCAAGCAAGUCCAACUCCUGCUAGUCUUCCUAUCAAGAAAGAUGUUGCAAAGAUCAUGUCAAAUCUUAGGAAUAAUUUAUACACUAUUCUUGCACAUGUUCCUUUUCUGGUCGAAUUAACUGAUAAUUCAGAGAAAUUGAAGCUUAGGUCUGAAAUUAACCGAUUAACUAAAAAUUCAGAGAAAUUGAAGCUUCAAAAUGCUGAAUUAAUGAUAAGACUAAAUAUAUACCUUUAUUAUGUUGUUAUUACGAAUCUUGAGGGCGGUUUAGUAACAGAACUUGAGGUAAAGAAAUUGCCAGAUCCACCAGGGGAUAAUCUUGUCAAACAUUUUCCUUAA
Molecule: messenger RNA, 894 nt
Organism: Lactuca sativa (garden lettuce)
Lineage: Eukaryota; Viridiplantae; Streptophyta; Magnoliopsida; Asterales; Asteraceae
Source: RefSeq, a predicted model, not a curated record